Nakaseomyces glabratus is the source of this 1500-nucleotide messenger RNA. It is a transcript of the gene RPN4, whose product is annotated as stress-regulated transcription factor RPN4. The record is from RefSeq and is a predicted model, not a curated record. NCBI's taxonomy places the organism in Eukaryota, Fungi, Ascomycota, Saccharomycetes, Saccharomycetales, Saccharomycetaceae.
AUGACGUCUAUAGAUUUGGGACUGAAGAGGACGCUGACGGAUGUUUUGGAGGAUGAGCUGUACAAUAUGCGGUUGCGGGAGCAGGAGACGGCGCAGGAGCAGCUUGAUCUGCGGGAGGCCGGGAAGGUGCGGCAGGUGCAGUUGCAGCAGCAGCAGAUGUUCAGCCAGUAUGCUGACCCGAGUGUGACGAUGAUGUCGGGCGAUGUGGCGUGUGAGGGUGUGCUGAGUACAGCGCCAGCGAACUUACUGGCGAACCCGGACAUACGGCAGGCGCCAGCACCCCAGGCGCAGGCUCAGAUGCUGCAGGUGAACCCGGAAGUGCUGAUAUCGUAUGCUAACAAGAACAGCGCGCAUAUGAACGUGUCUGCGGUGGACGACAAGCUUAAUAGGGGCCUGGUAGACGAGAACUCGUACUACGACGAUGUGGACUAUAGCAGCAUGAACGCCAAGAUGGCGGACUGGCAGCUGGACGAUAACGUCGCUAUGCUCGACAACAACGAUGCGCGCCUGAUAUUCGACAACGAGUUUGCCGACGACGAUGACCUGAGUGACGACGAGAACUUGUUCGACGAGGGUCUAGAGAACUACCACAACGAACUCGUUUCUUCCAACUCCCCCAUAGAAUCCCUGGAUGUCGCUGAACACAAGGAGUCCGUAGACGAUAGACUACGGAAAUACCACCUAGACAACAUCCAGAACAUCCUAAGCAAAACAUCAACUAACGAUAAAGAUAUACUGCAGAUAAAACUACCUUCAGAUUUCACAACUACCAACCUACAUAGCACAAACCCAUCUGGUCUGAUUGAAGAUCCAUCUCAGCUGGUUCUAGGGAGCUCUAAGAAGAUUACCGAGGAUACCCAUGUAGAGGAGGAGAGCAAGAACUUACCAGACUUAACUGAAUUAACCUCAGCCACAGAGAUCGAAGACAUCCUGCUGGCUGUGGACUCAGACGACGAUGACUUAUACACCAAACCUAUUGCAAAACAAACCACAAAGAAAGAUAACUCAAAACCGGUUGAGAAGACAGUUGUAGAGAAAACUUCAUCGGUUACCAAGGCUGGCUCUAACCACAGCAGAAGCACAUUGGCUAGACCAACUGCUCACGCACGUAAGUUGAGUUCUUCAAGAAAGCAAGCUCCAAAGGUCUACAACCCAAAGACUACAACGAAGAGCACUCACACCCAUUCCAAGAACAACGCAACACAUGAAGCUUUUGUUUGUGAGCUGGUAAACAGUGUAACAAAUGAGGUUUGCGGUGCGCAAUUCUCUAGAACUUACGAUUUAACCAGACACCAAAACACCAUUCAUGCCAAGAAGAGGUCCAUUUUCCGUUGCUCUGAGUGUAUCCGUGCCCUGGGUGACGAAGGUUUUCAAAAGACUUUCUCAAGAUUAGAUGCACUAACAAGACAUAUUAAGGCUAAGCAUGAAAAUUUGUCCCUGGAGGAACGCCAACAGGUUACUAAAUAUGCCAAGUCUAACAUCGGAUUUGUCACUGCAUAA